CGUGCACGUCACGGAGGUCUACGAACCAGAGCUGGAGAGGACCACUCGGCUCUUCAGCUCCAUCGUCCUUCGGCUCAGACAGGAUGACAUGCUGCUCGCUUACCCUCUGCGCUACAUCGCAGUACGACCAAAAGCCUCGCGAGGUCUUCUGCUUUAGUUCGACUGUGGCGGUUGGAAUGCGUCUCCGACUGACCGUCAACGGCAAGGUGACUGAAACACACCUCCCAGAAAAAUCCUGCAACCUCAGCUUCUGCUCAGAAGCUGACAAAUCUAUGCGUCCUCCGAGGGGUUAUUGCUGCAACUGUAAAUCUGGCGGCAACUGUACUGUUCACUGCCUCACGUACAGCAAACUGUGGUACUUCGUCUGCGUGCUCGGACCCCCGGUCAUCAAGCAAGACACCUUUGUUCAGCUGUUUGUCCAGAGCGAACAUUCAAACUUGUCGCAACGCUGGCAACCGCUUAUGGACCCGCCCGAGGAACUCGUACUCAGCGCUGAACAUCCGCUGGACUCCAACAGCCUAAACACGGUUGCUGCCAGUUACUUGUCAGAGAAAGCACCCGAGGCAGAGUUCGUACUCAAAGACUACAAGACAUUGAGGGCGCUGAUCCCGUACCCUAAUCCGGGAGUGCCCGUGAAUGAAAUGUCGUCCGUAUUCGCUGAAAAGAGGAGGACCGGCGAGUUCCCGCCCUUGCUUCUGAGCUCGUACAAGAAGCAGCUGCCAGAGUCGCCCAUCCUGUUCAACGAGACGAGUGGGGAGCACUUCCUGGCGUUCUUCCACGCCCACUCCCACCUGAGCCUGAUCCUGCUCGAAAUCAACGCGGAGAACAUCACGCUGUUCAAGCAAGGGUAG
Molecule: messenger RNA, 851 nt
Organism: Ixodes scapularis (black-legged tick)
Lineage: Eukaryota; Metazoa; Arthropoda; Arachnida; Ixodida; Ixodidae
Exons: 6
Coding region: 84-851 (255 amino acids)
Source: RefSeq, a predicted model, not a curated record